UUAUUGAAAUAUAAUAUUACCAAUGAUAUUAGUCAAUAUCAAAUCAUAUUUUGAAGAGUUGUUUUAAGGAGCUGUAUUUUUAUAAUCUCUACAAAGUGUGCAAAUAUUUAAUAAGAAAAGCUUUAUACCAUGAAUACCGAUUUACUAUUAAAAAUAAUAGAUAACAAUCCAAGAUAUCGCGAGCUUAUGAGAAAAUAUUCAAGGGCCGCGCAUAUCGAAAAACGGAACAUCCGCAACAUCCUUUUGGUCUACCAUAGAUUCGUUACUAUCAAUGGGGGCCGCUCGAUGUCUCAAAAGCAGUUCAUAAAACUGUAUCAAAUCUAUUUUAACAUCCCCGAUGUGCAUUGGGCCCAAUCUAUUGUCGACCACGUUGAUCCAAAAGCAAAACACACCAUCUCCCCGGAGGGUUUUCUGAAGUUCAUGAAUGUUUGUUUGAAUAACUCCUUCGAGGAUAAAGUUAUGUUUUGCUUCCAGUUUUCAUCGAAGGUAUAUGAUGGCCACAAAACUGGGUUUAUUACAAGAGCGAAGUUAAUUAGAACAUACCGCAACAUGCUAUAUUCAGCCGACUGGGAAGAAGUUGAGGAUCUCGUUAUUGACUUCGUAGAUUUACUUAUAAAAAAGAUGGAUCACGACCGUGAUGGGAAAAUUUCAUUUUAUGAUUACGCAAAAGCUGUGCGGAUGAAUCCAGGAUUACUUGAAUUCAUGGGUCCAGUCAUUCCAGAUCGCGAUAUCCUUGUUGACAUUUUUGGGUAGGAUUUUGUCGUUAGUGUGAACAAUUUGUUUUUAAUUGUUUUACUAAUAAAAGUUAACGAGUGUUUAACUUACCAAAUGAUGAGGAA
Hermetia illucens (black soldier fly) is the source of this 839-nucleotide messenger RNA. RefSeq names its product EF-hand calcium-binding domain-containing protein 1-like. Gene Ontology annotation, biological process: calcium-mediated signaling. The transcript is spliced from 3 exons. The coding region runs from base 130 to 753 and encodes 207 amino acids. Gene Ontology annotation, molecular function: kinase binding; calcium ion binding. The record is from RefSeq and is a predicted model, not a curated record. NCBI's taxonomy places the organism in Eukaryota, Metazoa, Arthropoda, Insecta, Diptera, Stratiomyidae.